AUGGAGCUCCUAGAGGAAGAUCUCACCUGUCCCAUUUGCUGUAGCCUGUUUGAUGAUCCUCGUGUUCUGCCCUGUUCACACAAUUUCUGCAGAAAGUGUCUGGAAGGAAUUCUUGAGGGAAACGUGCGGAAUGUGCUUUGGAGGCCGUCCCCUUUCAAGUGCCCCACGUGCAGGAAGGAAGCUCCUGUUACUGGAGUCAACAGCUUGCAGGUCAACUAUUCCCUGAAAGGUAUCGUGGAGAAGUAUAACAAAAUCAAAGUAACUCCAAAAAUGCCUGUGUGUAAAGUGCACAGCGGGCAACCCCUUAACAUCUUUUGCCGGACAGACAUGCAGCUGAUCUGUGGGGUUUGUGCCACCCGCGGUGACCAUACAAAGCACGUUUUCUGUUCUAUUGAAGAAGCUUAUUCCCAGGAGAAGCGGGCUUUUGAAACCCUGUUUCAGGGCUUUGAAACUUGGCGUUGUGGAGAUGCCCUCUCACGGCUGGAUACCUUAGAAACCAGUAAGAGGAAAGCUCUGCAGAUGCUGACCAAAGAUUCUGACAAAGUGAAGGAGUUCUUUGAGAAGCUGCAGCACACGCUGGAGCAGAAACGAAAUGAGAUUCUCUCUGACUUUGAGACCAUGAAGCUUGCGGUGAUGCAGGCCUACGAUCCAGAAAUCAAUAAGCUGAACACAAUUCUGCAAGAGCAACGGAUGGCUUUUAACAUUGCAGAGGCCUUCAAAGAGGUGUCUGAACCCAUUAUAUUUCUGCAACAGAUGCAGGAGUUCAGGGAAAAAAUCAAGGUGCUCAAAGAAACCCCUUUACCUUGUUCCAGUGUGGACAUCAGCCCUACAAUGAAGAGCUUUGAUACCAGCCAGUGGAAUGGAAUAAAACUAGUUGAUGUGGACAAACUUUCCUUGCCUCAGGAAAACAACACUCUUAAAUUCAAGAUUCCCUCAAUCUUUUCGCGCAGAUUUAUAGUGAAUUCUCUUAUUUGCUUGCUUAUUCUUGGUCUCACCAGAAUGUCCUUCGUGGAGUCAGUCGUUGACAAUCUCCAGUGCUGGAAAUCUCAGUUCUUUACAAUUAGCUUGUCCUAUCUGGCAGAUACAGUGGAGAUAGCAGAUCACGCAGUCUUUUACUGGGAACAGAUGACAGAUGGAGCUUCACUUCUAAGAGAAAAGUGUAAAAACUAUACAUUGGUUGUACUGGAUAAUGUUGCACAGUUUGUGUGCAAGUAUAAACUGUUGUGA
Molecule: messenger RNA, 1227 nt
Organism: Leptosomus discolor (cuckoo roller)
Lineage: Eukaryota; Metazoa; Chordata; Aves; Leptosomiformes; Leptosomidae
Gene: TRIM13
Product: tripartite motif containing 13
Molecular function (GO): zinc ion binding
Source: RefSeq, a predicted model, not a curated record